Molecule: messenger RNA, 1261 nt
Organism: Onthophagus taurus
Lineage: Eukaryota; Metazoa; Arthropoda; Insecta; Coleoptera; Scarabaeidae
Source: RefSeq, a predicted model, not a curated record
AUUUUAAAGUUACUUCGUUAAAGCUUUUUGUUAAAAGAAUGAAGGUAAAAUUUGUUGAUAUAAUCCAAAAGUAAUUUUUAAUAUAAUUAUUUUAGAGGCCAAGUCAUUUUGAUGCUUUCAAAACGGAAAAAGCAAUUCUAAAAUUUUUCGGUUACCCAAUCGGGAAAGAUUCUUUUACUUUCAAAUUGUUAAUAAAAUGCACGAUAAGUACAACGAUCUCUAUAACAUUAAUAAUAUCGAUGGUGAUGAAAAUCGGGGUGGAAAUCAAAAAUCUACCCGAAAUUCUCGAAUGUCUUUAUUUUGGUUUAACUCAAACCACGUAUUUAUGGAAAACAUUUAACAUGUUAGCAAGAUGGAAACAAUUUGAUUUAUUAGAGAAUUACUUAAAACAACCAAUGUUUAACAUUCACACCGAGAACCAGGAUAAAUUUAUUGUUCGAGCAAUUAAAAUGACCGCCUUUUUCGCUACGAUGUAUCGAACAUCAGUCGGUUUAACAAUCAUUUUUUUCGCAAUUUUUCCUUACAUCGAGCACACUACCCCUUUACCAGGUUGGUUUCCCAUCAACACAGAUAAAUAUCAAUUUAUCAUUUACGUUUAUCAACUUUGCGCGUUAAUUUUAAACGGUUACAAUCACACAAGUUUGGACUGCAUAAACGCAGCGAUGAUAAGUUUGGCAUCGUCCCAAUUCGAAAUUUUAAAAGAUAAUUUACAAAAUGUAACUAAUGAUUUACCAAAAAAUGAAAAAGAUAAGAAUCGCCUUAUUACUAAAAGAUUACGAAGGAAUAUCGAUCACCAUAACAUGAUUUUAAAUUUUGUUAAAGAAAUUGAAGAGAUGUAUUCGACUGGAAUUUUCAUCCAAUUUCUUUGCAGCAUCAUUAUAAUGUGUGUAACGGGAUUUCAAAUGUCCCCGAAAAAAAUCCAAUACGUCACUUUAGUUCUGUACUUUUUUUGUAAUUUAAACCAAGUUGCUAUUUACAGUUGGUUUGGACAUGACAUUUUAGAUAAGAGUAGUGGAGUUGGUGAAGCUUGUUAUAUGUCCGAAUGGAACACUUUAAACCCAAAUGUAAACAAAUAUCUCUUCAUCAUUAUGGAACGAUCCAAAAUCCCAACGAUUUUGACAGCUGGGAAAUUCUUUAAUUUAACGUUGGGGACGUUAAUGAUGAUUUUAAGGACGUCUUAUUCGUAUUUGGCGGUUUUAAAACAAAUGUACAAUUAAUUUGUUAAUGUUCACGGUUAAUUUUGUUGUUAUUUAGGUCAAUA